Molecule: messenger RNA, 362 nt
Organism: Eurypyga helias (sunbittern)
Lineage: Eukaryota; Metazoa; Chordata; Aves; Eurypygiformes; Eurypygidae
Product: caspase activity and apoptosis inhibitor 1-like
Exons: 3
Source: RefSeq, a predicted model, not a curated record
GAAUCAAAAUGCAAUGUACCAUCUGGAGAAAAAGUGGAAGAAGCUGAACAACCCAGUGAUAUAGAAGAAGGAGGAUUAGAUCUUAGUGUGUCACUCAAACCGGUCAGUUUCUACAUUGCGGACAAAAAAGAAAUGCUUCAACAGUGUUUCUGUGUUAUAGGAGAGAAAAAACUACAGAAGAUGCUACCUGAUAUUUUAAAGAGCUGUUCCAUGGAUGAAAUCAAAAGGCUUUGCUUGGAGCAGUUGGAGCUGUUGUCUGAAAAAAAGCUGUUGAAGAUACUUGAAGGCAAGAUUGGAGCUGAUUCUGAUACUGACGAGGAGACAGAUGGAGGAGACAAGACUGGAGGUGAAUCAGUCAGUCA